UGGACCGAAGGGAGUGAUGUCGUUGGCCUUUGCAGCUCCCGCGCUAAGCUCUUGCUUCCAGUGGGCAAAAUAAUGCCGUUUCAUCACCACGAACUUUUUCGCCUUGGUUGAUUAAUGCAGUUGGAUGAUAACUCCUAGCAGAAUUUCAUUUUUUUCGGUGAAAAGUGAGAAUAUAUUGGCUGAUAAAGUAUAAAAAAUAUAUAUAUGACGGAAAAAAAAUGAGCUGGGUAUAAGAAAUCCUUUUAAGAUGAAAGGGAAAGGCUCGGGUACGUCCUUCCAUCCUGAGUGGGUAAGAAAGAAAAUCUAAUCGACGCUUGAAUCGAGCCUUUCAGUUCCUGAAAAGGCUCUCUAUCUUCGCAAAAGUUACACACAUCAGAACCAGCUCUGAAGGUUUUUGUGUUCCCACUGAACAGGUCGAACGAAGACAGUACAUUAGUUUUCCUCCGACCACAGAUACAUAGCGAUAAGAUCAACUUGCAGAGAAGCUGGAAAGAGACCACUUCAAGUAGAGAUGACCAAAUACAGUUACUACUGUGGGUGGAUUCGUAUGCUUCUACAGCUGUCUUGCCUAGCAAUGGUGGUGUCGUCUCCCAGCAAUACCAGCCAACCUACUGAAUCCGCUACACAAAAAGAAGAGGUGACAGAUCCCGAUCCCUUUUGGGAAAUCCGCCAUGUCUUGCCCGAGCUGGACCUCGAGAACAAUACAGUCACUGAAGUUCGCAUCAACGCCGGCGAGAUCGCCCUCCUGCCCUGUCGAUUUCCCCAGCUCUCUACUCUCCAUCAGGCAUUCCUGUUGCUGCAAGUGUCUUGGAUCCGCCGGUGGGACUGGCACAUCCUCACGACUGGCAUUUACACGUACACCAGCGACGCUCGGUUCAAGGUGCUCCACCCGGAGGGAUCAGACGACUGGACGCUGCAGAUCAAAUACGUAGCCACGAAAGACAACGGCACAUAUGAGUGUCAAAUGUACACCGGAACUGGAGUUCUAUCCCAGUUCGUGAAUCUACAGGUGGAAACGCCAACUGCGGUGAUCAGUGGCCCUAGUGAGAGGCACGUGCAGGAGGGGGACACCCUGACCCUUAUUUGUCAUAUAAACCAGAUACAGCCAUCGUUCGUAUUCUGGUACCACAACUCUGUCAUGGUCAAUUACGACACUGGACGCGAAAGCCUUAAAGUCACGACAGAAGAGAAGGAAGUCACGACCAGCUCUCGGCUCACCAUCACCGACGCCAGGCAGUGGGACUCUGGCAACUAUACUUGCGUGCCGCCUAAUGUACAUCCAGCCUCAGUCAUAGUUUUUGUGACAGAAGGUGACACCGUCGCUGCCGUUCAACGACGAGGCCACAAUGGCAGUGGAAGUAGCAGCAGUAGCAGCGGGAGCGAAAGGAGCACCACCGCCACCAAUAAGAAUACCGACCACGCCGAUGUCAGCACAAGUAAUUCUGUGGCGUCGCUGGAGCUGGACAAAAUCGUUUCUGUAUUCGCAGUUUAUUUCAAUAUUGUGUUCUCUGUAAGAUGAGGUCGUGUCGACUCAGGUUCAGGAAGGGAACAUAGCACUUGUUUACAAAGUCACCGGACGAUAGGCCUUGUUACUCGCCCCUUGGGAAAUUAAUUGUCA
Messenger RNA from Macrobrachium nipponense, 1618 nucleotides. RefSeq lists its product as uncharacterized. Gene Ontology annotation, cellular component: neuron projection membrane. Lineage: Eukaryota; Metazoa; Arthropoda; Malacostraca; Decapoda; Palaemonidae. Gene Ontology annotation, biological process: synapse organization. The transcript is spliced from 9 exons. The record is from RefSeq and is a predicted model, not a curated record. The coding region runs from base 512 to 1519 and encodes 335 amino acids.